AUGGCUCCCACUCGUCGCUAUCUGCGCAUCACCCGCUACUCCGCCCUCGAGGUCCGCGUCUAUCUCGACAAUCCCGCCCUCCAAGAUACCUGGCUGCUACGUCCCUCGGACCCCGCCCUGCCGCGCAUCAUCCAGGCCGUGCGCCCACUCGUGCUGCCGAAGCUUUGGGAGGAGAGCGAGCGCGUCAAAGGCAAGGCCAAGGGCAACAACAAAGGCGUGCGCGACGUCGUGGCCGGAGACGACUUUGAAGUCUCCAUCUUCCUGACCGAGAACUCGUCGCCGCACUCGCUCCUCACAAAAUCAAAGACGUUCAAAGACAAGCCUCGACUCAAGUCCAACUCGGGCAAGCUGACCGCCUGGCUCAGCGCCGGCAACACCAGCGACAAGCCGGUCGACGUCGACGACGACGCGCCCCUUGCCCUCAACGACAUCCCCGAAGCCACUCCCCCAACCAGACCAAGCAGGCGGCGCUCAGGAAACAAGCGGCAGCGCGCGUUGCAGGAAGAGGACGAAAUCGACGAGGACGCCCUCUUCGUCAGCCAGCCCGACCACCCCGACCCCGACAGCAGCGAGUCGUCAGACGACGCCUACGAGCGACCCACGAAGCGCAAGCGGCGAAGCCCGCCCAAAGACGACGCGCCCGCCGACGACAAGAAGAAGCUCGCGCUCAACACGUCCUACGACGGCUUCAGCAUCUACGGACGCGUGCUGUGUCUGGUCGUGAAGCGCAAGGGCGGCGGCAGCAGCAGCGCGCAAAAGGCGACCACCGGCCCAGCCGCGCAGCAGCAGUCCAGCAGCACCGCGGCGUCAAGCUAG
This is a messenger RNA of Aplosporella prunicola CBS 121167, 816 nucleotides long. RefSeq lists its product as uncharacterized. Lineage: Eukaryota; Fungi; Ascomycota; Dothideomycetes; Botryosphaeriales; Aplosporellaceae. The record is from RefSeq and is a predicted model, not a curated record. The transcript has 2 exons. Bases 1 to 816 code for a protein of 271 amino acids.